This is a messenger RNA of Amphimedon queenslandica, 1224 nucleotides long. Its product is annotated as prostaglandin reductase 1-like. Gene Ontology annotation, molecular function: 15-oxoprostaglandin 13-reductase [NAD(P)+] activity; 2-alkenal reductase [NAD(P)H] activity. NCBI's taxonomy places the organism in Eukaryota, Metazoa, Porifera, Demospongiae, Haplosclerida, Niphatidae. Gene Ontology annotation, cellular component: cytoplasm. The transcript is spliced from 7 exons. The coding region runs from base 91 to 1104 and encodes 337 amino acids. Gene Ontology annotation, biological process: prostaglandin metabolic process. The record is from RefSeq and is a predicted model, not a curated record.
GUUUAUAGUUCAACAGAGAGUGAGAGAACAGCAACAAACUUUGUAGCGGCACACUCAAACUGACCUUUUAGUCUGGCUAUUGCGUCAGUUAUGGCUCAAAUGUGCAGAAAGUGGAUAAAAAGAGAGAAGUUUGUUGGUUUCCCGAAAAGAGAGAACCUAGAGAUUGUAGAAGAGAGUCUCCCUCCGCUGGAAGAUGGUGAGAUUCUCCUGGAAGCUGUUUACCUCUCAGUUGAUCCAUACAUGAGAUAUGGUCGGGUUUACAACAGGAAAGAUAAAGACAGAGAUGACAUAGGCCUUGAAAUGCCUGGUACACAAAUUGCAAGGGUAAUUCAAUCAAAGAAUCCCAAGUAUGACGUUAAUGAUCUUGUGCUAGCUUAUUCUGGGUGGGUGACUCACAGCAUAUCAAAUGGUGAAAAGGGUAUUCAUAAAGUACCAGUCAAUGGCUCACUCCCUCCUUCAACUCGUCUUGGAAUAAUUGGAAUGCCAGGUGCAACAGCUUAUUUUGGUUUGCUUGAUAUAUGCAAGCCCAUCAAAGAAGGCGAGACAUUACUAGUGAAUGCUGCUGCUGGAGCUGUUGGAUCUGCUGUUGGUCAAAUUGGAAAGAUCAAAGGAAUGAGAGUUGUGGGUUUUGCCGGCUCUGAUGAGAAAGUAACCUACCUCAAGAGCCUGGGGUUUGAUGCAGCAUACAAUUACAAGACAGUACCCUCACUGGAGGCAGCCAUUAAAGAAUCCUGUCCUAAUGGAGUUGAUGUCUUCUUUGAUAAUGUUGGUGGAGAUUUCUUUGGUACUGUACUCCCACUAAUGAAUAAAAAGGGACGUGUAGCCAUUUGUGGGGCCAUUGCUGAAUAUAAUAGAAAAGAGCCUUUGAGUCAAACUUGUCCUAUUAAUCAUCUCAUCUUAAGAAAGCAAUUGAAUGUUAGAGGAUUCAUCAUUCUUGAUUGGGUGGAUGAUUGGGACAAGGCUUUCAGCAACAUGAUAUUUUGGAUACAAGAUGGUGAUCUUAAAUAUCGUGAAACUGUUUUUACAGGGUUUGAUAAAAUGUUUGAUGCUUUUAUGUCACUUUUUGAAGGAACAAACAUUGGGAAAAUCAUUGUAAAAAUCUAACCAACCACUUCAAAGCUGCUGUCAUUUGGACUAUAAAAAUAAUAUAUUCAAUCACUAGAGAACAGAUUUUAUACAAGACUUUAAUAGAUUUUAUGUAUAAUAAAAAUAAUAAAUAAUCAA